AUGGAUUUUCUCAAAUCUGCUGUAGCCUCAGCAAUAUCAAAAGGGCCUCCAUUUCCCUACACCUUCGGCGAUCGAGUCGAUGUUGACACGAGCAUCUGGAAUCUCUUCAAUGGAACUAAACGCGAAGAUGGGUCGAAUUGCAGUAUUUUCUCCUUCGAUGUCACAGCCAACAAAUCCCGUCUGCCAAUGGCAAGGAAUGCCGUGAAGAAACUCCGAACAUUACGACAUCCGGGAGUUAUCAAAGUGCUUGAUACGGUCGAGACCGAAACCUACAUUUAUAUUGCGACAGAGAGGCUGGUACCACUGAGAUGGCAUAUCACGCGGAAGAGCAUGAGUGCAGAGACACUGAAAUGGGGACUAUGCGGUGUAGCUCAAACAAUCAAAUUUAUCAAUGACGAUGCCUCCUCAGUCCACGGCGCUCUGCGAGUUGGGUCAAUAUAUACCAGUGAAAGUGGAGAAUGGCGAAUUGGAGGCUUCGAAGUCUUGAGCAGCAUGAAGGAUGACGAGGCAAUCAUAUACAAUUAUGGCAGCCUCGUCCCUGACUCUGGUCGAUACACACCACCUGAGCUGGCAAAAUCUGGCUGGGAUGCAAUCAAGAAGAAUCCCCUGGCAGCAGUCGACGCAUACAAUUUUGGCACAUUAAUACUCGAAGUGUUUAAUGGCGAUUUCAUGGGACCAGAUCAGGCUGGGCAGACGAAGAACAUUCCUCCUUCAAUGCACUCGAGUUAUAGGCGGUUGGUCAACAGUAAUCCCAAGGCCAGAGUCAGUGUUGGAAACUUUUUGGAACAAGGACGGCGGAGUGGUGGCUUCUUCAACACACCGUUGAUUAAGCUUACAGAUGGGGUAGACAAUCUUGGGAUGAAGAGUGAGGAGGAGCGAGAGGAGUUCUUAAAUGACUUGGAUCAAUUAUCGGAUGACUUCCCGGAGGACUAUUUCAAGAUGAAGAUUCUUCCUGAGCUUCUUAAGUCCGUCGAAUUUGGAGGCGGCGGACCGAAAGUCUUUGGAGUGGUCAUGAAAAUCAGCAAGAAGUUGACAGACGAAGAGUUUGAGGCUAAAGUUACUCCUGCUGUUGUUCGGCUUUUCAGCAGCCCGGAUCGAGCAAUUCGAGUUUGUCUGCUAGACAAUCUACCACUAAUGAUUGACCGAUUGCCACAAAAAGUUGUCAAUGAUAAGAUAUUUCCUCAGAUGGUUACUGGAUUUACGGAUGUUGCGCCAGUGGUACGGGAACAGACUGUCAAGGCUGUUCUAACCAUUAUUGGUAAACUAUCUGACCGGACAGUUAAUGGUGAGCUCUUGAAAUACCUUGCCAAGACUUCAAACGAUGAACAACCUGGAAUCCGUACAAAUACCACGAUAUGUUUAGGGAAGAUCUCCAAAAACCUCAGUACCAGCACGAGAUCCAAAGUCUUAAUUGCAGCAUUCACACGUUCUCUCCGUGACCCCUUCAUCCACGCCAGAAAUGCAGCCCUCAUGGCAUUAGCAGUCACAUCGGACGCGUUCAGCGAAGACGAUAUUGCCAACCGAAUACUGCCAUCUUUGUGCCCCUCCCUAAUUGACAAGGAGAAGCUCAUUCGAGAUCAAACCAACAAAACAAUGGACGUAUAUCUCCAAAGAAUACGCAAAUUCGCCUCCACAAUGGCAGAUACCGUCUUGCCACCUCUAAACGCCGUAGAAUCCUCAACAGCGACACCCCGGAUGGGUACCCCACAACCCAGCGAAGCCGCCUCCUGGACCGGCUGGGCCAUCUCCUCCUUUACCAACAAAGUCUCCACCGCGGUCGGUGAAAUAACCGCCGAACGGAACGCCGCGUCCAACCUAGCUCGUCCCUCCUCCGCACCCCUCACCACAGAAUCCCGCAAGCCUCCAGGAACAGCCUCAGCCUCUGCCCUACAUCGCCAAGCCGUCAUCUCCCCUCCUGCAACAUCAGCGCGAACAUCAACAUCCUCAAACGCAAACGACUAUUUUCACGACGCCGACACUGGACCCGUCGAGAUCGACAUAGAUGACGGGUGGGGUAAUAUGGAAGAAGAUUCUUUCUUUGAUGCUCCUGCUGAUGCUUCGAAAGCCAAGGCUAUGGGGGGAGCGAAUCCAUUUGAAGAUAAUGGGGAGCCGGACUUUGCGGGAUGGCUAGCGGCGCAGGCGGGGAAGAAGGCGGGUGGGAAGCCACUUCCUAAGGGGUUGGCGAAGGCGGCAAAUGGGAGUGGAAGUAUACGGCCUGUUUCUGCAAGGUCGGCGAGCACGGGUGAUGGUGUGGCAGCAGCAGGAGUGAAGAAAGCUGCUGCUACUACGGCGCCUAAAUCCAAGCCGGCGGCGGCGAAGAAAAUUGAUACGGCACCUAAGGAGACGGGUGAGGAUGAUGGGUGGGGUGAUGGGUGGUGA
Messenger RNA from Hyaloscypha bicolor E, 2379 nucleotides. Its product is annotated as ARM repeat-containing protein. Gene Ontology annotation, cellular component: cytoplasm. Gene Ontology annotation, molecular function: protein kinase activity; ATP binding. NCBI's taxonomy places the organism in Eukaryota, Fungi, Ascomycota, Leotiomycetes, Helotiales, Hyaloscyphaceae. The record is from RefSeq and is a predicted model, not a curated record. Gene Ontology annotation, biological process: protein phosphorylation; tRNA export from nucleus. The transcript is spliced from 7 exons. The coding region runs from base 1 to 2379 and encodes 792 amino acids.